UAGUCCAAAAAGAAGUUGAGAAUUUCUUCUUCGAUGAAUAAUUCUACAUAUCAAUUAGGUCAUGAUUUGUUCAACAACUAUGUACCCAAAAAUGUACAAAAUGGCAACAAUAUUGUUGUUCAAAGAAGGAUGUCUCAUCUAGAGUUGGCUAUUUUACCACAACUCGGGCAUGAUGAUACAAAGGUUCCUAUUUCACAAAGGGACAAGUCUGAAUCAGCACAGUUAACUAUAUUCUAUGCUGGAACUGUACAUGUUUAUGACAAUAUUCAUGUUCAAAAGGCAGAGUCAAUUAUGAAUUUGACACCUGAAAGCUGUUCACAGUUAAUAUCUGCUUCUAUUAAUGCAAAGGAAAUUAAACCAACUCAGAAAUCCCAAGUUCCACCUGUCUACAAGUUUCAAGAAGACUUGCCAAUUGCAAGAAGGAAAUCCCUCAAGAGAUUCUUCGAUAAACGCCAUAACAGGAUUAUUAGUAAACAUCCUUAUGCCUCUCCUGAAUGUGAUGAUCAGAGUGGAAAUGAUAAUUUGAAGGGGGAAAAAAAGUUGUUUCCUAGCUCUAUGUGAAACAAAUUAAACAAGGGCUAGGUUUUAUUGAUGUCCACAAGGGUAAAAUUGUGUUUCUCCUUGAACGUAUUUUACUCUCUAAUUUAAACUUUAAGAAUUAUGCGAAUUCAAACUACUGAAAUAUCUUAA
Solanum dulcamara is the source of this 690-nucleotide messenger RNA. Its product is annotated as protein TIFY 3-like. The record is from RefSeq and is a predicted model, not a curated record. The transcript is spliced from 5 exons. Gene Ontology annotation, biological process: response to wounding; regulation of defense response; regulation of jasmonic acid mediated signaling pathway. Bases 34 to 561 code for a protein of 175 amino acids. Lineage: Eukaryota; Viridiplantae; Streptophyta; Magnoliopsida; Solanales; Solanaceae. Gene Ontology annotation, cellular component: nucleus.